AUGUCCCCCCACACACACACACACACAUUCAAUGACAACGAGUGUCUUCUCUCUCUCUGCAGGCCUGUGGGAACACCGUUUGAAGACGGAACGUUUAAGUUGCUGAUAGAGUUUUCCGAGGAGUACCCGAACAAGCCUCCCACGGUCCGGUUUGUCUCCAGAAUGUUUCACCCCAAUGUUUACGCAGACGGCAGUAUUUGUCUAGACAUCCUCCAGAACCGCUGGAGCCCCACGUACGACGUGUCGUCCAUACUCACCUCCAUCCAGUCGUUGCUGGAUGAGCCAAACCCAAACAGCCCGGCCAACAGUCAGGCCGCACAGCUCUACCAGGAAAACAAGCGGGAGUACGAGAAGAGGGUGACGGCCAUCGUGGAGCAAAGCUGGGUGGACGUCUGAGCUCCGCCUCCUCCGCCAUCAUCACCGCCGUACUCCACCCGUUCAUUCUUACCUCAUCGAGAAAGAAGAAUAAAAAAGAGCAACUAUAUCAGAAGAACUCAAGUGCCACCCUAAGAAGAAACCCAACCAGAGUGGACAUUGACAUGCUUGCCGACUCAAAUCAGUUUCUGGUCCUUUUUAAUUUGACUUUUUUAUUGCAUGAUGUGAAAUAAGUUAUUGCUAACGGAAUUUGUAAUAUAUCUUUGUUGUUUGGUUGGAUUGAUGCAGUUGGUGUUUGAGUAUUACACUUUGUUAUUUUUGGAAGUUUUCCUCUGUGUAACGUCUGGUUCGGGCCGGAUGAUUUAAAUGGACCCAGUUUGUCGGAAUUAAGAGACCGUAAUCUUCCAAAUGAGACCUUUUAUCGGCGGCCACAGCGCCACGCAGAAAGUACAGCUCCCACCAUGUGUGUUAAAUCCCUCUUAAAAUUACAUUUUAAAUCAAAGAGCAGAAGACUGCAGUCGUCUCCGGUUCCCUUUUUUAAUGAUUUAAACCUGAGAAUAUUAACAUCAGAGGAAUAACUCACGAGACGCCAUGAAGCUCCACCCCUCUGAUACGUGAGGGGAGCCACGAGGGAUGUUAAAGAUUUUGAAUUUAAAAAAAAAUGUAUACUUAACAAUAUGCUGUAUAAACAUAAUAAAUAAACACAUUUUUCAGAGUUUGAAA
Gasterosteus aculeatus aculeatus (three-spined stickleback) is the source of this 1098-nucleotide messenger RNA. NCBI's taxonomy places the organism in Eukaryota, Metazoa, Chordata, Actinopteri, Perciformes, Gasterosteidae. The record is from RefSeq and is a predicted model, not a curated record.